This is a messenger RNA of Magallana angulata, 1178 nucleotides long. RefSeq names its product non-homologous end-joining factor 1-like. The transcript has a single exon. Gene Ontology annotation, molecular function: DNA end binding. Gene Ontology annotation, biological process: double-strand break repair via nonhomologous end joining. The record is from RefSeq and is a predicted model, not a curated record. Gene Ontology annotation, cellular component: DNA ligase IV complex; nucleus. Bases 51 to 1034 code for a protein of 327 amino acids. Lineage: Eukaryota; Metazoa; Mollusca; Bivalvia; Ostreida; Ostreidae.
AGCUUAUCGUAAACUGAAAGUAGGUUUAUUUUGGUGAAAACGGUGAAAACAUGUCAGAAGUCGAAUGGAGAAGAAAGUGGAAGCCUGACUUAAAGGCAUGUCCAUGGCAGCCCAUAACGAUCGACAAACAACAGUAUCUAUUCAAGUGCAAAUACACGCACAAUUCUUAUGAGCUUCUUUUCACAGACAACUGUAACUUUUGGUUUGAGCGUCUCGAAGGUGCUGAAUUGGAAAAAAGAACAGUUUCACUGAAUCCUAGCGUGAAGGCUACAGCUACAAGGAUACUAGAUGAAAUCCAAAACUGCCUUGAGAAUUCAACAAAGAAAAUGUCGGUCACUGUCACUGAGAAUAAGAAAAAGCUAGACAUUUAUGUUGAUUCACAACUGGCAGGAAUGGCCUUUGUGUGGAAGUUUCAGUGUACGCAGGCCGACAGUCAAUUGAUUUCAGAAAAUUUCAAUGUACCUCUUCUAGCUAUGGUUGCAGAAUUGGCACGUAGAAAUGAGGAGUUGGUUAAAAUCAUAGGAGCUAAAGACAAAGAGAUUGACGACUACAAAUCCCAGGGAGCUAAAACAUCCAGAAAGCACAUUGAAACUCCAUUGUUUGUGAGCACAGCCUUUGAAAAUAAAAUGAUCAUGUCAAAAGAAUUUGAGGAAGAAGUGAAGAAACUUGGAUCCUCAGGGUUUUCUGAAGAUAACCAGGAUCUAUACAGACAAAUAAUGACUCGUUAUGCAUAUAUAACCAGACCAGUUGCAGCAGAUGAAGCAGAUGACGACUCUCUUGAUGAGAAGAAAACUCCAUCCAUCAACUCUUGGGAGACUAGCAGAUUACCAGCUUCACUCACUGACAAGAGUCCUGUGAAAUCAUCACCCGGCAGCUCACCUCAGAAGAGUCCAGCCAAAGGCAGAAGUUCCUCAGAAUCAUCGCCAGUCAAGGACACGGAGCUGAUGAGGAGACAGGCACUGGAGAGGAAGUUGGAGGAUGAAGAGAGGAAGAAGAGUGAACCAAAGAAGAAGAAGAAGAAAAUUGCAUUCUGACCACACCACUACACAACUAGAAUUUCAUGUCUAAACUGAUCAAAGGUUCCGAUUAGAUGUAAACAUUUUGUGUCUUGAUAGAUGUUAUGAAAAACUUUGAUGGAAUAAUGUGUGUGUAUUUGUUCAUUAAAGAAACUUAGAUGA